AUGCCAGCGACAGCCCCGCCCGUAACAUAUCGUCUCGCCCAAGAUGCCGACUUCCCCCUCCUCAUCGCCUAUCGUGAAGAGUGCGGCUGGGGCUCUGCGGCACUACAGCGGAACUGGUCUGAUCCCGACCGGAUAUUCUGUGUGUUUAUGGCGGAGCUAGAUGGGGUCGUAAGGGACGUCGGGAUGGGGUGUUGGUAUAUGCACCAGCCGGAUGAUCUGGAGUUGGCCAACAGAGAAACGGGCGUGGUCCAUCUAGCCUCCCUGUUCAUCGCGCACAGAUAUCAAGGCAAGAAGAUCGGAACGGCCGCCAUAGAUCUCCUCGAGCGCGUGGCGGUGCUCGAAAUGGGAGCCAAGAGCCUCACACUGGAUACAACGGCGUACCUGACAAUAUGGGACGAGACGCACUUUUGGCGAGAAGAGGACAAGACAAAGCCGGGCGUGUCGGUGGCUUGGUACAAGGCCAGAGGGUAUACCCAGUUCCGUGAAAAUAGACCACUCUUCUUACAACCUACACCUACGGAUCCUGAUAGACUGUUGACUGCGAUAUUUCUCAAGAAAACCGCGGAGCAGGUGCGGGCUGAGCAGAACGCCGCAUGA
Molecule: messenger RNA, 597 nt
Organism: Dioszegia hungarica
Lineage: Eukaryota; Fungi; Basidiomycota; Tremellomycetes; Tremellales; Bulleribasidiaceae
Exons: 3
Coding region: 1-597 (198 amino acids)
Molecular function (GO): acyltransferase activity, transferring groups other than amino-acyl groups
Source: RefSeq, a predicted model, not a curated record